Molecule: messenger RNA, 1814 nt
Organism: Paramecium sonneborni
Lineage: Eukaryota; Ciliophora; Oligohymenophorea; Peniculida; Parameciidae
Source: the annotation of a GenBank genome assembly
AUUUUUUUGAUGGAGAUGGUUAAUAAGGAGUAAUUGAAAAAGCUCAACAAUUAAUUCAAAUCAGCAAAUACAGUAUAUGCAAAAAGUCAAGUUGUGAAUUAAUUGUUGAAUUCAAAUUAAGAGAUUUUAAACAUGUAAAAAAAUAAUGAGAGUUUAUUUUAGGUUCGGAUAAUCAAGUUAAAUGAAGAUGAUUACUUAAUACUUGAAAGAAUCUUUGAAAUGCAUUUCAGCAAAUGAAGAACUUGUAGAUAAAAUAUUUAUGUUAUUGCUGAGAAUGAAUUUAAAUGAUGAAAUGCUUAGAGAAUGUGAGAUGGGACAUUUGUUAAUAAAAAUAAAAGAAAAAAAAUUAUUGGAGAAUUAACGAUCUAAUGUUGGUGAUUAACUCUAAUAAAAAUGGUUAAGAAUUAAUGCAAUGUAUAGAAAUGCUUUAGAAGAAAUAAAAAAAAAUAUGAAUUCAAAGGAUAAAUAUGAAGAGCGUAAAAAGAAAGUAAAAAGAAAUUAAUCAUCAAGUUCAAAUGAAUCAUCAAAUAAAAAGAAAAAAAAUAAAAAGAAAAGUGUUAGGUAUUAAAUUUAAGAAAUUAUUAGAUUUGCAAGAGAUGGUAUACUAAUAAAUUAUAAAUAUUUUAAAAGAGAUGAUGAACCUAAUUAAAGAGGAAUGACAAUUGAGGAAGUAAUGGCUUUUCAAAAAUAAUAUCCAGAAGAAUUGAAAAGACUUAAAUAAAUAAAUGGCUAUGAUAUAAAACAUAGAGAAUCUAUAAUGGAAGGAUAAGAACAUAAAUUAUAGUUAGAUAAUAUUUAACAUAUGAUAGAAUAAAUUCCAUUUAUAAAACCUUUUAGUAAGUUAUACAUAAAAUAGAUUAGAAUUACGUCCAACCUUUUUUGAACCUUAUGAUACUAAUUUCAAAGAGACUUAGAGAUAAUAAAUAAGAACUGAAUCUAAAAUGUCAGCAUUCUAUAAUAGAGAUGUAAAUUUUUUUAUUAAUUUUCAUUUAUAAUAGAUUCCAGAAUAGCCCGGUUAUAAUGAAAUUUCAAAUACACAAUCCGGUAUUCAACCUAAAAUUAUUCAUUUGGAUCCUCCUAAAAGAGAAGAUCUAAUGUUUAUGGUUUAAGUCAUCUGCAAUCGUGGUUUUACUGAACUUUAAGAAAAACAUAAAAAUGCUAAUAAAAAAUAAAUCAAAGGCAUUCUAAAGAAAAUUGAAGAAGAACAAUCAUAAGAAAAGGAUGUUAUACUCAAUUAGGCUAAAUAGGAUCUCUAACCAAAAAUGCAAUAAUUGGUUUAGAUGGUUGAGUAAAAAUAAAAUCAUAGCCAGGAAAGCAUUCGUAAUAUUAUUAAUUUAUUUAAGUAACUUUAUUACAUGAUAUUAUAUAAAAAUUAAAGGAAAUUGGUGAGGAAUAAUAUAUAAAAAAUUUUAAAUCAAUCCUUGAAAAUAAGUUGAAUGACUAAUAAUAAAUUAUAAGUGAAUAGGAACGUUUUAAAUCCCAAUAAGAAUUGUAGAGAAUUCGAAUUGAACAAUUAUAAACUAUCAAUCCUGUUCAAGCUCAGAGAUUAAGAGCAUACAAAACCAAAAAUUGUCACAAUUAUCAUUCUUCUAUUGGCUGUACUAGAGGAGAUAAUUGUAAUUUCAUUCAUGACUCUCGUUUUCCUGGAAAACCUGCUCCCAUUCUUUAACAUCCCAAUUUCCUAAAUAAAACCCUUUAACAUUAGCCAUCUAUGCAAUUAAUCAUCCCUCCUCUGCUUUAAUAGCUAAAUCCUGCCAUAUUACUUGGAAAACUUAAAAAGUAUGACAGUUUAUGAGUUGAUAUUUAUUAAAAAU